GGGCUCUCGGCCACUGCAGAAGAGUCGAUGGUAGUCCCACAGUCGUGGUUCAUCAGUAAUAUCACUGUUCACAGUAGUCGUCUGUUAGGGAAGGGCUCGUAUGGUUUGGUGUGUCUCGGUGAGUGGCUGGGGGUCCCUGUGGCUGUGAGGAAACUCCACGAGUCCUUAUUCACCCUCUCGAAAUGCGAAGAAGAGAAGACUCGCACGUUAAAGGCAUUCGUUAGCGAGGUUGGCACGCUGUUUCAGUUGAACCACCCAAACAUUGUAUCUUUUUAUGGGAUCCACGACUCCUCAAUACAAGGUGAGCUCUCUCUAAUAUCAGACACAUAUCUCGUCCAAGAGCUGCUCUGCGUCUCUCUUAAUGCCCGUAACCGGCAGAAACCGAGACUCUCUUAUCGAAACGUCCUAGACCUCUCAAUCGGUAUCACAGGAGGUCUCCGAUACCUUCACGAGAGGUCCAACCCAAUAACACAUCAAGACCUCACUAGCAAAAACAUACUACUUAGUCUGGCUGGGAUACCCAAAAUAUCCGACCUUGGCAUAGCCAAAAUACUCAAUUCGACUUGCGAGAGUUUUGCUAGGCACUCGAGAAGACCAGGUACUGAACUGUACAUGCCGCCUGAAGUCAAGAUGGCCGAUGGAGAAGAUCGAAAAACCUAUGACUAUAGAGUUGAUAUAUACUCGCUUGGUGUGAUAGUCCUGGAAAUGAGUAUAGGGAGGGAUCCUGUUGCCAGCGAGGCGUUUAGAAUCUGUGAAAAUGAAGGAUUCCAGAUAGUACCAGAGAUUGAAAGACGACAGAACGACUUGGAAGAAGUGCUUGACUCUCCCCUGUACAACAUAAUCCUUGCCUGCCUUACUAAUAUCAAUGAUAGACCAGAUGCGAUUAAUGUGUACGAAAAACUAUCAGAAUUAAUGGAAGAGCCAGCUUACACUAGUCUUCCUGAUACAGCUAUAAUGCUGCAUAAUAAAAGCCCUGACCAUUCGGCAGAGCUACAAGAGAAGAUACAACUGCUAGCAAAAGAGAAGGACAUACUGCCAAAGAAUAAUGUCACCUCGUCUCUCCUGUCUUCUCCCUCUUCCUCUCCCUCUCGCUCUCCCUCUCAAUCCGCACAAGACAAGAUCGAUCGUUUGGAAGCAACGAUACGCUCCCGUGACAACGAGAUAGCCUCGCUAAGAGAACGUAACAUACAGCUUGAGGAGGAGCUUGGAAAAGAGCAGAGAAAAGGUCUAACUAAAGCAGCUCCGUCAGUCAAACUAUCAGCAAGAGGUGAGUCCCUAAGCAAAGGUGACGAUGAUGACUUGCUAACUGAACUGAAAUCAACUAAAAAACAACUGGAGAGAUACAAAGACCUGACGGUUAAACUAGACGAGACACUGAAAGAGACUAAGCUAGAAUUAGCUAAAUAUGCUCACAGACAAACCAGCUAUGAUAUACAUGGACAAUAUGAAACAAAUGCUCUUAGAUCCGAGAAUAGGAUUUUGAGAUCGGAAGUGGAAAGAAUGAAAAGGGAGUCUGUACACUAUCAGCAGCAGAUGGCAAACUAUGGUAGACAUUAUAAUUUGCAUCAUUCCUCUCCAUUACAUUAUUAUAAUAAGUAAUACAUCAAUAGAAUUAUCAUAAUGUGUGUCUGUUUGGUUGUAUUUCUGUUGUACUAGAAUGUAAAUAUUAUGUAAUAAUAAAUUAUUUAUGACUAA
Molecule: messenger RNA, 1695 nt
Organism: Amphimedon queenslandica
Lineage: Eukaryota; Metazoa; Porifera; Demospongiae; Haplosclerida; Niphatidae
Product: probable LRR receptor-like serine/threonine-protein kinase At1g53430
Exons: 1
Coding region: 28-1599 (523 amino acids)
Biological process (GO): protein phosphorylation
Molecular function (GO): ATP binding; protein serine/threonine kinase activity
Source: RefSeq, a predicted model, not a curated record